Molecule: messenger RNA, 2151 nt
Organism: Phanerochaete carnosa HHB-10118-sp
Lineage: Eukaryota; Fungi; Basidiomycota; Agaricomycetes; Polyporales; Phanerochaetaceae
Exons: 5
Source: RefSeq, a predicted model, not a curated record
UUCGCAGACACGUUCGAGGUCUAUGUACGUGUCAUUCGAGCUGUCAACCACCGCAUCUACGCGGUUCUAGGUUGGAAUACUCCUGAUUGGCGACCCUUGCAUGCCUGCCGUGCAUGCUGCUACAAAGUCAAAGACGAGCCUCCCUUGCGAUUUAGUCGCAUUUUCUGUCUCGACAGCAAUAACAGCCUGAAGCGCGUGGCAGCCGCGACCCUCGGAGGAAGAACCGCGGCAGAUGUGCGAACAUUCGAUGACGCUUCAUACUAUCUACCAAGGGACUUUGUCGACUGCUUCGCCACCGAGGUUCGAGACACAAUGUCCGAGCAGCCGGCAACGCUGCCGUCAGACCCCGUGAAGGCUGCGCUUGCUCAGAAACUCCUCGAGCAAUGUGUGAAGAACUGGAAAGCAGCUGCAGGAGAGGAGAAGAAGCAGAUGUGGCGAAUGUUUGAUGAAUCAGGUCUAUUCGCUUCUGCCUGUCGCCAUGGUUUCAUUCUCUGGAUCACAGAUAUGGUCCGGAGCAGAGAGCUUGCAAAAUACCCUCUAUCUAUCAUGCGCAAAAUUCUCGACACGUUCGAGCCAGACUUCGCAGGCGCCUACGAUAUCAGCUGUGUCUUCGAGACAACUAUCAACAACAGUUCACUCGGAGACGACUACCGCGCAAAGAACGGUCGCAUGUUUGUCCCCGCGUUCCAUGGCUAUUCCCACUCCCACAUUUGUCAGCUUCAAUUUCAUCCAAACAUCAUUGAGGGUAUGGGCAUCGAGGACGCGGAAUGUCUUGAACGCGUGUUCAGUGGGUCUAACAAGCUUGCUCCGAUUGUCCGCUACGCCUCCCUGUUCUGCCGCAUGCUCCUUAUCGAAGAGUACUUCAAGCAGUGGGAUGAAGAGAAGUAUCUCAAUCUAGGGCUCUUCAUGCCAAACAACUAUGUGCAGGCUCUUGAUACCGUCGAGCAGGAGACGGUAGCACUCGCUCAGGCCGCAGCCGAGCAGGGUGUAACUGAGGAGCUCAUGCAGCAAUGGGCGCUAGAGGAACGGGAGUUCUUCACGACCCUUGGCGAUGAGCUGGAAUACGACAUCCGUGCGAUUGCAUAUGUUGAGCUACUGCAACAGCUCCGGGUUCUCGAGCCGAAGAUGACAAGAGCAACAAUGCAGUUUCACGCGUUCGAGCCAUCCGGCAGUAAGGCGGUGUACGGCCACGAUGUACGCCGGACAAAUAAACUCGAGGCCAAGCGUCGGCAUGCCAUCGACCAGCACUAUUGCAUUACCUUCGAGCUUGUCCAGCUCGAGGUUGCUAUGGGCAUCACGCAGCGGUGGACUCCAUUGGAUGAGCCGUACAAGGAAGCGCUCAAGUAUAUGCGGGACCGUCACUAUCGCCGCGCGCUAGAGAAGCUGCAGAAGCUUGUGGUUCAACGGCUCUUCGAGCUUGAUAAGCUCAACAUUGCGGAGACAGGGUACAAGAUGCGCACUCAUCUUGCGAAGUCCCUGCAGGUCCGGUGCAAGACAAUUCGCCGAGCACUCGACCAAUACAAUACCGCUGCAGCGGCCAUGAACCCGCCUCGUCCGGCUCUUGAUUGGGAUAAGAUUUCCCACUACUCUUUUCUCGAAGAAUUCACUUUGCUCCAGGACACUCGUAACGAUAUUUGUGAACGGGCGUGGGCGAAGCCGGUCAUUAGGGAAAGCAUCAAGUCAUAUCGUCGCCUCAAUCGCGCGAAGGAAGAAAUCACGCGGCUCAAUUGCGAGGUCGUUCGGGUUCACACCGCAAUUCAAGACGAGGCUAUCCUCUUCAAAGAGGCCUUGGCUAGUCUCGACAAUGGAAAUCCGCUUCGCGGUGCCCUCGCUGAGUUCAUCGUCCGUCGCACGAAGAGCAACGACCAUCUCCUGCUGCGAAUCCGGCAGAUUUACGCCCUCGCCGGCUACACUGGAAAGCACGGACCAGGUGAAGCACUGCGUAACAUGAACGGAGAUGCAGCAUUUUCUCUGCUGACAGCCUUACCCACUGCGGACGGUGAUACGCAUAACAAGCACGACGACCGUGACCGCGCGCUUGGGGUCAGUGACGACGAGUCCGACUCUGGGGAUGAUACUUUGGGUAAUGAUGAGGCAGAGGAACAAAUGGGCGCUCUAAUACAAUAUAUAGCUGAGCUUGCAUUACUGUAG